CUACGCCACGGCCUCCAGAAACUAGACUGCCUUCGCCAGCUGGCGAGGCCGCGUCUUCAGCAGCCGCAAUGGCUACCUAGGGCCCCUUGCAAAGUCGACAUGAAGAGCUUGACAACAAGCGCAAGAAAUCAACAACCACGAACCGAAACCGAAAGCGAGGACGCCUCAGCCGGAUCCCUCAUCGCCGGCUCCCGGAAGGGGCCCUUCGAAGGCGUCACCCACGUUCGGCCCAUGCCCGUGUCGCCGUCCUACUUCUCUCGCGAGCCCCAUUUCACCGACUCGAUCGUCCGGCUCGCCACGCUCCUCCACCGAUACCAGAACCUCCCGGUCGUGGCACCGGACCAGGAGCGAAAGCCGCAGCUGUGGAAGACGCUGCUAGAAUACCGCGUGUACAGCGGAGAACCCAUCAAGGCGCUGCAGUACAGCCGGGCCCUGUCCAUCGUCAAACGACUGCAUCAGAUCGACCCCAAGCUGAUGCCGGCCGAGGUCAAGGACGCGCUCGUCGACUUCGAGAAGGACAUUGAUCCCUUCUCCAACGUCCCCAAGCCUAUCCCUGUCGACAGAUUCGGGCGCGCUGUGGGUGUCGGGCGGCGUAAGACGUCCACGGCGCGGGCCUGGGUUGUCGAGGGCACCGGGGAGGUGCAGAUCAACGGCAAGCCGCUCAACGAGGCCUUUGGUCGCAUCCACGAUCGCGAGAGCGCUGUCUGGGCGCUCCGCAGCACCGACCGGGUGGAUAAAUAUAACAUCUGGGCGCUGGUAGAAGGGGGCGGCACGACCGGCCAGGCCGAGGCCCUCACCUUGGCCAUCGCCAAGGGCUUGCUGGCUCACGAGCCGGCCCUCAAGCCGAUUCUCAGGCAGGCUGGCUGUAUCACCCGCGAUCCCAGAGCGGUCGAGAGGAAGAAGCACGGUCACGUCAAGGCUCGGAAGAUGCCCGCUUGGGUCAAGCGGUAGAGCGGAGGAAGACAGAAAUACAAGACCAUUCAUGGACAUUGUAUGCCUUGGAGGCAGAGACAACCAGCCAAAAAGUCGAGGGAGGCGGGGGCCGUUUGUUCUUCCGCCCAUCGAUCUGUACAAUCAUUCGUUUGUAAUAUUAGGCAACUGCGACAAGCGCACUCGCGGAACAUGUCAAUUUUUUUGUGAACGAAUACUGUGAUGGGCAGGCCGUGUUUCGUUGCAAAGCAUUAUGAAGGGUAGUAGUGAUGCUGGGCAACCGAACAUUGUGAGUUUGGAGUUGAGCGCAAGUCCGCUCGCGCCGGGCUUGAAUAGGAGCAGAUGGGGACAGUGACAGCUUCAUAAGGUACUUCAUGCCAACAAAACUCCGUUGGCCCGCGGGUUCGCCUUUGCAAGAUGGCCACGUUUCAUGGCCGUGGUGAAGGUGUUGGUUUCUUCAGCAUACCUUAACUAAGGUACCUUAUCUAAAGCC
Sodiomyces alkalinus F11 is the source of this 1423-nucleotide messenger RNA. Its product is annotated as ribosomal protein S9/S16. Gene Ontology annotation, biological process: translation. Gene Ontology annotation, cellular component: mitochondrial small ribosomal subunit; ribosome. The transcript has 2 exons. Lineage: Eukaryota; Fungi; Ascomycota; Sordariomycetes; Glomerellales; Plectosphaerellaceae. The record is from RefSeq and is a predicted model, not a curated record. Gene Ontology annotation, molecular function: structural constituent of ribosome; RNA binding. Bases 100 to 951 code for a protein of 283 amino acids.